Molecule: messenger RNA, 2059 nt
Organism: Dipodomys spectabilis (banner-tailed kangaroo rat)
Lineage: Eukaryota; Metazoa; Chordata; Mammalia; Rodentia; Heteromyidae
Gene: Kif22
Product: kinesin family member 22
Exons: 14
Coding region: 17-2005 (662 amino acids)
Biological process (GO): mitotic spindle organization; DNA repair; microtubule-based movement
Molecular function (GO): ATP binding; microtubule motor activity; microtubule binding
Source: RefSeq, a predicted model, not a curated record
CUCGGGAGGGUGUGGAAUGGACGCCGAGGCCUCGGCGCCUCUCAGGCGACGCGAGAUGGCGGCGGCCGCUUCAGGGGCUAGUCGCUGUCAUCUAAGCAAGAUGGGGAGUGGCCGACGUCCACCUCCAGCUCGAGUAAGGGUGGCUGUGAGACUUCGGCCAUUUGUGGAAGGAGCAGCUGGAGCAAGUGAACCCCCCUGCGUACGAGGCUUAGACAGCUGCUCUCUUGAGGUUGCCAACUGGAGGAAUUACCAAGAGACUCUGAAAUACCAGUUUGAUGCCUUCUAUGGAGAGAGGAGCUCUCAGCAGGAUAUCUAUGCAGGUUCAGUGCAGCCCAUCCUAAGGCACUUGCUGGAAGGGCAGAAUGCCAGUGUGCUGGCCUAUGGACCUACUGGGGCAGGAAAGACACAUACAAUGCUGGGCAGCCCAGAACAACCAGGAGUAAUUCCCCGGGCUCUCAUGGACCUCCUACAGCUCACAAGGGAGGAAGGCGCUGAGGGCCGGCCAUGGGACCUCUCUGUCACUAUGUCCUACUUAGAGAUCUACCAGGAAAAGGUAUUAGACCUCUUGGACCCUGCAUCAGGAGACCUAGUGAUCCGAGAAGACUAUCGGGGAAACAUCCUGAUUCCAGGCCUUAAGCAGAAGCCCAUCACUAGCUUUGUUGAUUUUGAGCGACACUUCCUGCCAGCCAGUGGAAAUCGGACUGUAGGAGCUACCCGUCUCAAUCAGCGCUCCUCCCGCAGUCAUGCAGUGCUCUUAGUCAAGGUGGAUCAGCGGGAGCGUCUGGCCCCAUUUCGCCAGCGGGAAGGAAAACUUUACCUGAUUGACUUGGCUGGCUCAGAGGACAACCGGCGCACUGGCAACCAGGGCCUUCGGCUCAAAGAGAGUGGAGCCAUCAAUACCUCUCUCUUUGUACUGGGCAAGGUGGUGGAUGCACUGAACAAGGGCCUCCCUCGUGUGCCUUACAGGGACAGCAAGCUCACUCGACUAUUGCAGGACUCUCUGGGUGGCUCAGCCCACAGCAUCCUCAUUGCCAACAUUGCCCCUGAAAGACGCUUCUAUCUAGACACAGUCUCUGCACUCAACUUCGCUGCUAGGUCCAAGGAGGUGAUCAACAGGCCUUUCACCAAUGAAAGCCUUCAGCCUCAUGCCUUGGCACCUGUUAAGCUGUCCCAGAAAGAGUUGCUAGGCCCAUCAGAGGCAAAGAAAGCCCGAAGUUCUGAGGAAGAAGAGAUUGAGAGUCCUGAACCCACAGCAGCUCCUGCCCCUGCCUCCCAGAAGCUCAGUCCCCUGCAGAAGCUAAGCAACAUGGACCCAGCCAUGCUAGAGCGCCUCCUCAACCUGGACCAAUUGCUGGGCUCCCAAGGGUGCCAAGGGACUUCUCUCCUGAGUACCCCCAGGCGAGAGCGGAUGGAGCUCAUUAAGACAGUGGAGCAGAAAGACUUGGAGAUUGAAAGGCUUAAGAUGAAGCAAAAAGAACUGGAAGCCAAGAUGAUGUCUCAGGAAGCUUUACACACAAAGGGGAAGGAAAACUGCACCCUUACAAUGCUCCGACCCCUUCCCGGUCGCACAGUCACAGUGGCAAAGCCUCUGAAAAAGGCUGUGGUAAUGCCCCUACAGCUACUUCAGGAACAGGCAGCAUCCCCAAAUGCCACGAUCCACAUCCUGAAGAAGAAAGGCCGGAAAAGAAAGCUAGAGGCACAGGCCUCCCAGCCCGACCAGGGCGAGGACUGCUGGGACCUCGAGCUCAGCCCGGAGCUUCUGGCCCAGGGGCGCCAAAAAAUACUGGAUCUGCUGAACAAAGGCUCGGCCCGCGACCUGCGCGGCCUGCAGCGCAUCGGCCAGAAGAAGGCGCAACUCAUCGUGGGCUGGAGGGAGCUGCACGGGCCCUUCAGCCAGGUGGAGGACCUGGAGCGCGUGGAAGGCAUGUCUGCCAAGCAGGUGGAGACCUUCCUCAAGGCCAACCUCCUGAGCCUGCUGGCCGGCCCGCGCUGCGCGCCCCGCUGACGCCGCCCGCCCGCCCCGCCACCGCGCUUUGUGUAAAUACAGUCUCUACCCCGA